AUGCCUAGUAUCGAAGAACAGCCUCCCUUUAGGGUUCUCGUUGUCGGAGGAUCUUAUUACGGGUUGGCCGCUACUCUGAACCUUGUCGAUUUGUGUCAUGGCCGAAAAUGUCGAUUCAAUUUAGAUGAGAACGACAGGGGCCCAGAGUACAAGGUUCCCGUGCAAGUGACUAUUGUGGACGAGCGCGACGGUUAUUACCAUCUGAUCGGACUGCCUUUAGCCAUAGCCUCUAAUGCCAACGCUAGUACGUUUUGGAAGAAGUUCGAGGACAUCCCCGCCCUCCAGUCCCCGGAUAUCAGUCCCAUCCAAGGACGAGUAGACUCGAUAGACUGCAAGUCCCGGACUGCGCGGAUCCAUCAACGUACUGCGAACGGUGGGCACAGAAUGGUCGAAGAAAGAUAUGACUAUAUGAUUGCGUGCUCGGGCUUACGAAGAGAGUGGCCUAGUGCGCCCAAAUCUUUGACUCGUGAGGCAUAUCUAGCCGAAACUGCAGAUUCUGUACAGAGUAUUGAGAAAGCCAUGGAAGGGGUAGUUAUCAUUGGAGGCGGUGCUGUUGGUAUCGAAAUCGCCGCCGAGAUCAAAAUGCUCCGACCUCAGACAAAGGUGACUCUCGUUCACUCUCGGCAACAACUGCUCUCCUCUGAAGACCUCCCCGAUGAGUUCAAAGCCAAGACGCUUGAAAUAUUGAAAGAGUCUAAGGUCAAAGUGGUACUGGGAGCACGCGUCCAGGAUACAGUUCUCAGUAGCGACUCCGCUCCCGUGAAGUACACGAUGAAGCUUUCGGAUGGCCAAGAGCUUAUUGCUGAUCAUGUAAUAAAUGCCGUGUCACGGUUUGCACCAACAUCCUCAUACCUUCCUCCGGAUGCCUGUGAUCCUGAGGGAUAUGUUCGUAUCACGCCCGGUCUUCAGUUUGCCACAGAUGUGCCCAACAAGGAAUACCACUACGCUGCCGGUGAUAUUGCCUCCUGGUCUGGUAUUAAGCGUGGAGGAGCGGCGAUGCACCAGGCGCACUUAGCAGCUGUCAAUAUCCACCAGCAAUUGCUAGCGAAGCGGUACAAUACGAAGCCCAAGUUUGUCGAGCUAGUUGAGACAGCUCCGAUGAUGGCUUUGGCUCUUGGAAACACAGCUGUUGGGUAUUUCCCAGUCAUGGGGUUGUCCUCGGGCGAUGAGAUCCGUAAUAUGUUUUUUAGUGAUGACCUAGGCUAUGAAAUUUGUUGGAAAUGGAUGCGUUUGGGGGAAGCGACCGAGUAA
Messenger RNA from Penicillium coprophilum, 1251 nucleotides. RefSeq lists its product as uncharacterized. Gene Ontology annotation, molecular function: flavin adenine dinucleotide binding; electron-transferring-flavoprotein dehydrogenase activity. Gene Ontology annotation, cellular component: cytoplasm. The record is from RefSeq and is a predicted model, not a curated record. Bases 1 to 1251 code for a protein of 416 amino acids. NCBI's taxonomy places the organism in Eukaryota, Fungi, Ascomycota, Eurotiomycetes, Eurotiales, Aspergillaceae. The transcript has 4 exons.